Molecule: messenger RNA, 3361 nt
Organism: Sphaerodactylus townsendi
Lineage: Eukaryota; Metazoa; Chordata; Lepidosauria; Squamata; Sphaerodactylidae
Gene: TBX15
Product: T-box transcription factor 15
Exons: 8
Coding region: 158-1981 (607 amino acids)
Biological process (GO): regulation of transcription by RNA polymerase II; cell fate specification; positive regulation of DNA-templated transcription
Cellular component (GO): nucleus
Molecular function (GO): DNA-binding transcription factor activity, RNA polymerase II-specific; RNA polymerase II cis-regulatory region sequence-specific DNA binding
Source: RefSeq, a predicted model, not a curated record
CGGCGGCUGCCCAGAAGUGGGGCUGGAGCCGAGGGCGGCCCCCAAAAGAUGCGGCGCGGCCGGCCAGCGCGCCUGUGAGCCGGCGCCGGCUCGGGCUCCAUGUAGGCGCGCCUGGCGGGGCGCAGCCGUCGCUGGGGCCGCCGUCGGGGCGGCCAAGAUGAGCGAGCGGCGGCGCUCGGCCGUGGCGCUGAGCUCGCGGGCCCACGCCUUCUCCGUCGAGGCGCUCAUCGGGUCCGGCAAGAAGCGCAAACUCCGCGCCUGGGAGCCCAAAGGCCUCGAGCUGGCCAUGGACGGCCUCGGCCCCGACGACGCCCACCCCCAGCGCCCGGACGACGCUGCCGCCGCCGCGCCGGGCCUGGAGCUCCACGCCGCCGACUCGGAGCAGAGCACGGGGUCGGACACCGAAGUGUUGGCCGAGAGGACAUCUUGCUCGUUUGGGUCUCACCCUGACCUCCCGUCCAGCGACUCUCUCGCGCAGCCUCCUCCCACCUCGUCCAUGGAGGAGAUCCAGGUGGAGCUGCAGUGUGCGGAUCUUUGGAAAAGGUUCCACGAUAUCGGCACGGAAAUGAUCAUCACAAAAGCAGGCAGGAGAAUGUUUCCUGCGAUGAGAGUGAAGAUUACAGGGUUGGACCCUCACCAGCAGUAUUACAUUGCCAUGGACAUCGUUCCUGUAGAUAACAAGAGAUACAGGUAUGUGUACCACAGCUCCAAGUGGAUGGUGGCAGGCAAUGCGGACUCCCCUGUGCCCCCCAGGGUUUACAUCCACCCCGACUCGUUGGCGUCUGGAGAUACCUGGAUGAGGCAGGUUGUCAGCUUUGAUAAACUCAAACUGACCAACAACGAGCUGGAUGACCAAGGCCAUAUAAUCCUGCACUCGAUGCACAAGUAUCAACCACGCAUCCACGUGAUCCGCAAGGAUUUCAGCAGUGAGCUGUCCCCCACAAAGCCUGUCCCUGCCGGGGAUGGGGUGAAAACCUUCAACUUCCCGGAGACAGUCUUCACCACGGUCACGGCUUAUCAGAACCAGCAGAUCACCAGAUUAAAAAUUGACCGGAAUCCAUUUGCAAAAGGGUUCAGGGAUUCUGGAAGGAACAGAACUGGCCUGGAGGCCAUUAUGGAAACAUAUGCGUUCUGGAGGCCCCCCGUGCGCACCCUCACCUUUGAAGAUUUCACCACCAUGCAGAAACAACAAGGCGGCAGCACGGGCACGUCCCCAACAACCUCCAGCACUGGGACCCCCUCGCCCUCUGCAUCUUCUCACCUUCUCUCUCCAUCGUGUUCACCCCCAGCCUUUCACCUGGCCCCCAACACUUUCAACGUCGGCUGCCGGGAGAGUCAGCUGUGUAACCUGAAUAUCUCCGAUUAUCCUCCGUGCGCCAGAAGCAACAUGGCGGCCCUGCAGAGCUACCCGGGGCUGAGCGAGAGUGGAUACAACCGGCUCCAGAGCGGCACGGCCUCUGCCACUCAGCCUUCUGAAAACUUCCUGCCUCAGCGGACUCCAUCCUUGAUCUCAGGAAUGCCUGCUCCUUCCUCCCUGCCAAGCAACGGCAAGAUGGACGCCUACGGUGGCCAACUGGGGUCAUUCCCAGCUUCUCAGUUCCAGUAUGUCAUGCAAGCUGGCAACUCUGCCUCCACCUCUUCAUCUUCCCACAUGUUUAGCGGCGGCCACAUGCAGCAGAGCUCCUACAAUGCCUUUUCCCUGCACAAUCCUUACAACUUAUACGGAUACAACUUUCCUGCUUCUCCAAGGUUGGCGGGAAGCCCCGAGAAACUGCCCACCACCCAAAGCACUUUACUCUGCUCUUCACCUUCCAAUGGGACUUUUGGAGAGAGGCAGUAUCUUUCAGCAGGGAUGGAUCAUGGGAUGCACGUGAUCAACAGUCCUCCAGGCAACAGCCAACCAACAGCCAAUGCCUGCGACAACAGACAGUACGGGGCGGUACCGGGGUCUUCUUCACAAAUGCCGGUGCACAUGGUUUAACCAGUGCUCGGAGUCAUCCCCAGAGGAGCGACAACCUCGUUGCUUGUCAUGGCAACGUCGUCCCCGUUGCUUCUGCAACUUAAAAUAGGACUAGUCUUGGAGCGAUGCAUGGAAAUGCAAGCCAUCUACAGCUGCACCCCAAAGAACCAGACCGAGAGCUGCAGGCACAGCAGCCGUUGCGACCUUGCAUGGCUCGUUGGCGACUGUCCCAGCGGAUUCUUUUUUUUAACCGAGAAAAUGGCAAUCAUUGGCAAUAAACAGGGGAGGAGCCCCCUAUAUAAUAUAUGCAAUAAUCAUCUGAGCAUGGUGUGAACUAUUCACAGUAGAGGAAGUGCAGUGUGUGUGCGGUUCCUUCUGUGUUUCCGGGAUGCGAGCAGGCCCUGAAAACCUCGGCUUGCGAAGCUGCACAGCCUUUGAGAGGCCGUUGUGUCGUCACUGUUGGUUCCAUCUCGUUGUCAUCUGCAAUAACUCAUUUGAAUCUUGUGGCCUUCUCUUGCCCUCUGUAGCAACAGAACAUUAUAUCUGAACUGAAAUGUCUAUUCCCGGGGUGGAUUUUUACCUUUGGGAAAGUGCUAGUUGCUCUUUCCCAUGAGAACAAUAAUUGGGGGAGGGGGGGAUGAAAUUAUAUAUGAACGAGAGAAAGAAAGGGGGGAAUAACCGGACAAAAGUUUCUUUCACCUUGACAUGUGAGAUGCUUGUUUAAACAUACUUUGCUAUGAAGAGAUUCAUAAGAUGCUCAGUUGUAUGCCCAGUGCCUUAAAGCUGUUGGUAGCCAAAGUAACAUUAACAAGGCAACAAGCCAGCUGUUAACUUCCAGAAUAUAUACACCCCCCCAGGAGUCAAAUGUAAGGGCAAGAAGCUGCCGAAUUUAGCUCAUGUUAAAUGGAGAGCAAACAAUAAAUGUGGGGAAAAUGCUUGGCCUAUGGCCAACCAUCUUGCAAUACAUGAGAAAAUGGCCGCCAUUAACCUUAAGAGCUGACAUUCUGCGCAUCUCAGCCUGCCAACUGAGCUCAGACAUCGCUGCCUUAAAAACAAACUUUCCUUUCUGAUUUAUGUUUCCUUCAACUCUUCUAAAAGUAAGCAGGCAAGUGACGCUUCUUACAAGCUAAGCUAGUAAAAGCUGUGUGAAACUUGCAAGUGGCAACUUAAGGAAUACAGAAACUACAGUAUAGAGAUUUGCUUGAGGUGUUGUAGAUAAUGUAUUUAUGUUUCUAGUGUGGGGGGGAGGGGAACUCAAUAUUAUGAAUAUUAAAGAAGGCAAUAAAUGGGUAUGUAAAAUAUAUAUUAAGAAAGAAAAUGUAUAAAGAUUUGCCCUACGCAGGGAACUCUGUUUCCAGGUGCCAAGCACAGAACUGAUGCAAAAUAAACCUUUGUCCUUUU